AUAACAUUUUAGAUGCUGAAAGUUGGACAGCUGUUGACUUGAGAGGACGUCCGGUGCCUGUACUUUAUGAUGCAGACCUUCAAAUAAUUGAAGUUCGAGGUCGUGGAGGAGAAUUCAUAUAUUUCCUAGCUCCAGAAUGCUAUUUAGGAAAUCAACGAGCUUCAUAUAAUCACUAUCUCACUUUCACUUUAAGAAUUGGUGCUGAGAAUGUUCGAAUUAGUGCACAUGAUGUAAUCCUUGAGGGUGCUGGUAUUCGAGUUAGUGUGCCUAUAACAGAGCAGGGGAAUCCCAUUCCUUCACAUAGAAUUCAAAAUUACAAAUUCCGUCUCCAUGAACAUCCAGAUUUUGGUUGGACACCAAGAGUUAGUGCUUUUGACUUCAUGAAAAUUUUGUCCAAUCUGACUGCUGUGAAAAUUAAGGCUACAUUUUCAAGAGAUGGUGUUGGUUAUCUUGAUGAUGUCACCCUUGAAUCUGCACGUAACAUGCCAGGAAACUAUCAAGCAACUUGGGUAGAACAAUGUGCCUGUCCUGAAGGUUAUACCGGAUUAUCCUGUGAAUUUUGUGCUCCAGGAUAUCGACGUGAUCCAUUGGGUGACAGUCCAUAUUCUCGAUGUGUAAAGUGCUUUUGUCAUAACCAUGCUGAAACUUGUGAUCCUAAAACAGGAAAGUGUGUAUGUUUACAUAAUACGGAGGGAAAUCACUGUGAAAGAUGUGCACAAUCUUAUUAUGGUGAUGCUCGAGAGGGAACAUCCGGUGAUUGUAAGCCUUGCUUAUGUCCUGACAAAGGACCAUGUGUUGUGUUACCUGGUGGACAAGUUGCAUGUCAGCAAUGCCCUUUGGGUCAUACAGGUCAUCAGUGUGACAUGUGUAUUGAUGGAUACUUUGGGGAUCCUCUUGGUAGAUUUGGGUCUCCCAGGCCAUGCAGGAAAUGUGAAUGUUCUGGUAAUAUUGAUCCUAAUGCAGUUGGUAAUUGUAAUACAACUACUGGUCAGUGUUUAAAAUGUAUUUAUAAUACUGCUGGAUUUAAUUGUGAGAGAUGUCUAUCAGGAUACUAUGGAGAUGCUUUGGCUGUGCCUAAAGGAGGAUGUAAACGUUGUACAUGUUAUUUACCUGGAACCCUGGAACCAGAGAGAGGUUCUAAUCCAUGUGAGUCAACUGGUGGUCAGUGUCGCUGCAAGGCAAAUGUGGUAGGUCGUAGAUGUGAAAAAUGUCGUAAAGGAUACUGGAAUAUAGACAGUGGUCAGGGCUGUUCAGCUUGCAACUGUGAUAGAAUAGGAUCUUAUAAUCAAACCUGUGAUAUACGUUCUGGUCAAUGUUACUGUAGACCAGGAGUUGUUGGUCGACAUUGUGAUUCAUGUGCACCAUAUCAUUAUGGCUUUUCUGAAGAAGGAUGUAAAGCAUGUGAAUGUGAUCCUUCUGGCUCGACUUCAUUACAGUGUGACACUGCUGGUCAGUGUCAAUGCAGACCACAUAGGGAAGGACGCCGAUGUUCUAUAUGUAUGGAUAAUAAAUACAGCAGGGGUACAGUCUGUAUAGAUUGCCCUCCAUGCUAUUCCCUUUUGGAAGAAGCAAUAGAUCGCUACAAAGACAAAUUAACUGAAUUAGCUAAACUUAUGGAAGAAAUGAAAAAUCAUCCAGAGACUGUAGAAGAUUUUGAUUUUCAAAGAAAAUUGCGGGAAACUGAUAGGAAAGUUGAUAACUUAUUAGAAGAAGCCAGAAGAGCUGGAAUUGCUGAUAAGAGUUUAAUCAGUCAACUCAAUGACCUUCGCAAACGAAUAAGAGAAAUUGGGCACACUGCUGGAAAAGUAAGAGAAAGACUAGAUGAUGGGGAAGAAUAUCGUAGAUAUGGUCUUCAAAAUACAUCAUUAGCAGAAAAUGUGAUUAAACAAGCCCAGGAUGCUGCAGCUGCUGCUCGUAAAUAUUUAAAUGAGCAAGCAAGGGCUGCCUAUGAUUCUGCACUAGAUAGGAAGGAUCGUCUGGGCCAGCAGUCUCAAAGAUUAUCCGAAAUAGCAAGAGAAGCAAGGCAAUUGGCUGAUCAGCAAGAAGAAGAUGCAGAAGUAAGUGACACUGUUUCAAAUCUGGCAUUGAAUACCUCUACAGAAGCUUAUCGGUUAGCCAGAGAAACAGUUGAUUCUCAAGAAAGGAUGAGCAAUGAAGUUUAUGACCUUGGUCGAAAGUUAGACGAUUUGGUUGACUUUAUGCAGAGAACAAAGCAGUUAGCCAAAGAUGCAAACACUGAAGCAGGUACAGCAUAUGAGGAAGCAUUAGGCAUUUAUACAGAUGCAAGUUCUUUAAAUGUGCCCACUGCAGAUGUUGCAGCUAUGAAAAAUGAAGCAUCAAGGAUUAAAAUAGAGGCACAAAGAGUGAAAGGACAAGCUGAUAGUUUAGCUAAUGAACAUAAAGAAACUUUGUCCAGGCUUGAUGAUCAGACUAAGGAUGCAGAGGGUUUGCUGAAUGAAGCAAUACGGCAACAACAGAUUACAGAUGAGCUUCUAACUGAUACUGAUGCUGCUUUAGCUAAAGCUCUUGAUGCCAUAGCAUCUGGUGAAAAGAUUUUAGAUGAUGCCAAAGAAACACUUGAUACAUUAAAGGGAUUUGAUCAGCAAGUGAGAGAAAGUCAAGAAAGGGCAAAUGAAACUUUAAAAAAGAUACCCUAUGUCAAGAGAAAAGUUGGAGAAGCUGAAAACAAAACUUUUGAUGCAGAAGAUGCUUUGCGUGGUGCUACUCAAGAUGCAGCUGAUGCUCGUGAUAUAGCUAAAGAAGCUAAAAGACUUGCGGAACAGUCAUCAAAAGAUGCUGGUGAGAUUCGCAGAGAAGCAGAACAGGCAAAAGAACAGGCCGGUCAAUUAAGAGAUCAAGCUGGCCAGCUGACUGACCAAAUUGAAGAUACUGAUGUCAGAAUGAAACGUUAUGAAGAUGAAGCAGAGAUGGGAGGAGCAUUGGCAAAAGAAACUUUAGGGAAGGCAAAUGAAGCAAAGACUGCAGCUGUAGAAGCUAUUGAUAAAGGAAGAACUGCUACUGCAAAAUUAGAUAAUAUUCUAGAUGCUUUAGUUGAUUUAGAUACAGUUGACAGUUCACAGCUUGAUGAUUUAGAGAGACUUCUAGCUCUUGCUGAGAGAGAAUUUAUAAAUGCUGAUCUUGGAGCUAGGGCUGAAGCUUUGAGGGAAGCACAAGAAGAGCAAAAGCAGUGGAUGAGAGAUUAUGAAGAUGAAAUUGAACAGCUCAAAAAAGAUGUUGCAAAUGUUGCAGCUAUCAGACAUUCAUUACCAGAAGACUGUUAUCGAAGAUUAGUCUUAGAACCUUAAUUACUAUCUGAAACAUCAAUACUUAAAAUAAUUUUCUGCAUUACCAAAGAGUGUGCUGCAAUAGCACACUUCUCAUUAAGUACAAUACUGUAUUUUGUAUGAUAUUGCAUUUGAUCAGCUGGUAAAAUUUAUAAUAAUUCGGGCAAUCCUUUUAAAAUAUUAUACAUAUAGUUUUAUGCAUACCUUUCCAGAAUUAUAUCCUUAUACUUUCUUAGAUUUGAAGUCUUUUGAUUUAAUUAUUCAUACAGUAUUUUGAUUAUUAUAAGUUUAUAAAUUUUGGAUAAAUUUGUGAAAUUACAAAAAGUUUUUUAUGUUUUAUUUGCUUUAUUUUUUACCCUAAGCAACUGAAUAAUUUAUUUUUGAAUGUAACAUAAAUUCUAAAGUGUAUCUCACUUUAUAUUACUUAAAUUAAGACAGUUCAAUGUUCUUAAAAGGGAAACCAUUAAAAUCAGAAAAAGAAAAUGUGUUGUGUUUUGUAAAACUGCAAUAUACUAAAUAUGUUUUGGACUUCCAUUUCAAAGCAGAAAAUUUGUGCCUAUUCCUUGUUAACAAUAAUAAUAAAAUGUAUUCACAUAUGUUUUCUAAUAUAAAAUGUACAUACUAAUAUAAAGCAAUAAAGAAAAUAAACUAC
Molecule: messenger RNA, 3936 nt
Organism: Stegodyphus dumicola
Lineage: Eukaryota; Metazoa; Arthropoda; Arachnida; Araneae; Eresidae
Product: laminin subunit gamma-1-like
Biological process (GO): animal organ morphogenesis; axon guidance; tissue development
Cellular component (GO): basement membrane
Source: RefSeq, a predicted model, not a curated record